AUGAAUAAAAAAACGAUGCAACAGAAGAGGCAAUCCAUGGUGAAGAAUAAGAGUGAGGUAUACCCACAGAAGAGCCUGAACCUGGGUCAGAAGUCAAAAAGUAGAGGGAAAAGUAUGAAUGGGAAAAUUAAAGUGGUUGUAAGAAAAAGACCGAUCAGUGAGUUAGAAAAAAAAAAAAAAGACAAUGAUAUAAUCACAGUGAAGGAUAAUUGUACCAUAUGCAUAGACGAGCCAAGAUACAAAGUAGAUCUGACCAAAUAUGUGGAGAGACACGAAUUCAUUGUUGAUAAAGUAUUUGAUGACACAGUUGAUAAUUUUACCGUUUAUAUAAAUACAAUCAAACCUUUAAUAGUGGACAUUUUUGAAAAUAAUUGUGUUUGUUCAUGUUUUGCAUAUGGACAAACAGGGAGUGGAAAGACGUAUACCAUGUUAGGGUCUCAACCCUAUGGUCAAAGUGAAACGCCAGGAAUUUUCCAAUACGCAGCUGAAGAUAUUUUUAGCUUUUUAAGUCUAUACGAUAAUGAUAACACGAAAGGAAUUUUCAUUUCCUUUUAUGAAAUUUAUUGUGGGAAAUUAUACGAUUUGUUACAAAAGAGGAAAAUGGUGGCUGCUUUGGAGAAUGGGAAGAAAGAGGUAGUUGUGAAGGACCUCAAAAUUUUAAGAGUUUAUUCAAAAGAGGAAUUAAUUUCAAAAAUGAUUGAUGGAGUCAUGUUACGAAAAAUAGGAGUGAAUUCUCAAAAUGAUGAGUCCUCUAGAUCACAUGCUAUUUUGAAUAUCGAUUUGAAAGACAUACAUAAGAAUGUUUCAUUGGGAAAAAUUGCCUUUAUAGAUUUGGCAGGCAGUGAAAGGGGUGCAGAUACCGUUGCUCAAAAUAAACAAACACAAACAGAUGGAGCUAAUAUUAAUCGAUCCUUGUUAGCUCUGAAGGAAUGUAUCAGGGCUAUGGACUCUGACAAACACCAUAUUCCAUUUAGGGAUUCAGAACUAACUAAAGUGUUAAGAGAUAUCUUUGUUGGGAAAUCUAAGAGCAUCAUGAUUGCAAAUAUUUCCCCCACCAUUAGUUGCUGUGAACAGACACUGAAUACGCUAAGGUACUCUUCGCGUGUUAAAAAUUUCAAGCAUAAAAUGAAUACUACCGAAGAGGAAGACCCGAAUGGCGAGAAAAUUAGCAUUUUGGAAGCUAGAAGUGGAGAGAUGAACACUUCUGAGGCGGAGGGCGCAGCUAUGAAAUCGAAUUCGCUCAUGCAGGGAGGAAGGGCUAACAUCAAGUCAAACGAAUUGAAGGAACGGCGUGGUGGAAGUGGAAUUGUCAGUGGUCUCAUCAACCCAACCCGGAACGCAAAACACCUUGUGAAAAAUCAGGACGGCGUGACCACCAACCAGACCAAGUACAACUCAGUCAACGAUAUGGAUAAGCUAGCGCAAAAAAAAAAGAAGAAAAAAAGCCUCUUAAAUUUUAAAAGCAAUAACACCAAUUAUGAUAGUAUCUGCAGGCAGCAACAUUUCACCCAGCAAAAUUACGCUUUCUCGGACACAUCGGAUUUCUCUUCCCUAGACGAGAUGAAUUGCAACCUGAACAGGAAUGAUAAAAAUAUGUUUUUGGCUUGCAGGAAGAAUGCGAAACAGGGUGUGGUAAAGAACAGGAGCAGCUGCGACGGGGUGUCCAGCAAAACGAAGAAGGCCGAUGUGCAAGUGCUCCGGCACAGCGUUGGUAGCAAGUUAACCAAUUUCUCGAACGAACGGGACCGUCUGAAGGAGAGGGCCUUCUUCCGUGGCACUGGCACGAUGUCCCGCGGGAACGCGACAAGCACGAAGCAUAAUGUUGGUGCCGGUAGCGCGGUGUGUAAUAAUACCCUCGGAAACAACCCCGACAAUGUGCACAUCCGUCACGUCAAUGAGAGGGAAAAGAACAGAGAUAGCGAUAACAUAUUUUACGAUGCCAUCUCCAACACAUCUGAGAGCGCGAACAGGUUGCUUCAGCAGAGCGUACAGAACACAUUUAAUGAGCAGGAGAAGAACCAAAGCAGCCAACAUGCAAACAACCCCGCUGCAGGCAUGGGUCACCAAAUGAGUUACGAUUACAGCCAACCUGACAUGAGCAACUCCUUCAUCGGCAUAAAGGAGAGAACCACGAAAGGCACCAGCCUUUUUAUCAAUUGUGACACAGAAGGUACGAUUUGCAUGGGGAAGGAAAACAUAGACCACCCCACAAGAAAUAUGUCGACUCUACAUCUACACACAAAAGAAACUUCGUUUGAUAAAAUGCCAAACGAUAUGAACAGUCCUCCAGGCGCACCUCCAAUUCAUAGUAGUAGUGGUGAAUACUGCAACGUGGCAAUGCUCGGUGUGCACGGGGAUGUGGGUAUGCCUAACAAUGGCAACUUAGUCGAAAAAAUCUCCAACGAAUUAUCCGCCCCAGGACCAAAUUACGGCCUAAACUACGGCCAAAAUUACGGCCAAAGUAGCUUCAACCAGUACGGCGAGAACAACCCAACCGACGCGAUCAACAUUAACAACGUCAGCGUGGAGGAGUGCCACACACUUGGAGUCCCCCAGACAGUAAAUGUUGAAAGCCAAAACGUCGCACAGAAUGAGUUCCCCCCUGGAGAUCACGCAAAAGAGUUUCAGCAAAAUCUGAACAGCAUGGUAGACAAUUGCCUGAACACACUAAAUGUAGCAAACCUGUGCGAAGACACGCAAAAUAUACUUAACAACAUUUUGCUCUCAAAAUACACAGCAGAUAAAGACAUGUUAAUAAAAAAAUAUAUCAAUGAAGAUGUAAACAGCAUGAGCUUGGAAGCCCUAGACAAGUAUGCUCAAUUGAUUUAUGAAAAGAGAAAGACGAUUCUAAGUAAACUCCUUUUAUUGUUCAAACAGAAUGUUGAUGUACAGACGAAGAACGAAACGAGUGACUUAAAAAAAGAUCUAGUCAUGUGUCAUAUAUGUAGUAACAAUCCUGACGACCAGUUUCAUUUUUAUGCUUACAGUAGAUUAGAAAAGGACAUGAUAAAUUUAAUAACCCUACGGCAGUUGUGGUGCGAGAGUGAGAACUUGAGGCAACUGCAUCAGUACCUCAUGGUGGAAUAUCAAAAUAAGUCUGCCAAUUUAAUCACCUUUAAUGUUUUCCCGAAUAAAAUAAACACCAGCUCAUUGAACAAGAAGUAUGUGGAGGAUGCCAAGGGACAGUCGAACGCCGCGAGGUCACCUGUCGGUCCUCUGCAGUAG
Messenger RNA from Plasmodium fragile, 3225 nucleotides. RefSeq lists its product as uncharacterized. The record is from RefSeq and is a predicted model, not a curated record. The coding region runs from base 1 to 3225 and encodes 1074 amino acids. NCBI's taxonomy places the organism in Eukaryota, Apicomplexa, Aconoidasida, Haemosporida, Plasmodiidae. Gene Ontology annotation, biological process: microtubule-based movement. The transcript is spliced from 2 exons. Gene Ontology annotation, molecular function: microtubule motor activity; ATP binding; microtubule binding.